This is a messenger RNA of Acanthopagrus latus (yellowfin seabream), 881 nucleotides long. It is a transcript of the gene pvalb9, whose product is annotated as parvalbumin 9. The record is from RefSeq and is a predicted model, not a curated record. Lineage: Eukaryota; Metazoa; Chordata; Actinopteri; Spariformes; Sparidae. Bases 292 to 621 code for a protein of 109 amino acids. The transcript has 5 exons. Gene Ontology annotation, molecular function: calcium ion binding. Gene Ontology annotation, cellular component: nucleus; cytoplasm.
AAGAAGAGGAGAGGAGGAGGGGAGAGAGGAGAGAGCCGCGGAUAUAAACGGCGGAGGCUAAUUGGCCAGGUGAGCAGGUGAGGAACACGAGAAAGAGGCGGCCGGCUGCGGGGAAAACUUGAUCCGCGGACAGGUUGGAAACUCAAGCAUCCGUCGGCGCAUCCAGCCCGGCCUAUAUAAGACCGAGCCAGCUGUGAGCGGACACCACAAAGCCUUAUCUGCUGCUGCUGUGCUGCUGUGCUGCUGCUUUGGACCUGGACGGAGAGGAGACCGAGCCAACAGCGGACCAACAUGUCGCUCACCUCCAUCCUCUCAGCUGAGGCCAUUGAAAAUGCUGUCAAGGACUGUCAAGCUCCGGACACAUUUUGCUACAAAAAGUUCUUCCAGCUGUGUGGCCUGUCCUCGAAGUCACCCAAGGAAAUCAAAGAUGUCUUCCAGAUCCUCGAUGAGGACAACAGCGGCUUCAUCGAGGAGUCUGAGCUCAAGUACUUCCUGCAGCGGUUCGUCCCCGGGGCGCGAACACUGACCGAGGCAGAAACCAAGAGAUUCAUCUCAGCAGCUGAUGAUGACAGUGAUGGCAGAAUUGGAGCGGAGGAAUUCCAGACUAUGGUCCUGUCCUGAGUUUCACAGGUGAAAAGAGUUCGAGUCUUCAGGUCCUCAGCCCUCUACCCAGCUCUGGGGUCAUCUGAUCCCAGCUUCUGUUCCCAGUGGUUUAUUUUGUUUUCUGCUAAACUCUGUGUGCUGUAAUUGUUUUUAAAUGACCUUUUGUCCAUUUAAAGACGAUAAAACCUUCCAUCUGUCUUUCCAUUGUGUUCGUCCAUGUUUUUGUUUCUGUGCACAACUCUGACAAUUAAUGAGAUGAAUAAACCUGUGGAAACAUA